AUGGAAGGAAAAGACGAGAGAAGGGUAUGGGGAAUGGAAAAGGAAAGCAUCGCCACCACUGCACUGAGUGAAACCGAGAGGGAAGGAAAUGGGAAAGGGGAGAAGAGACCGAGAGGGAGCAAUUACGACCCAACGUUCGUAAAGAUAAUUAAGCAAAAAGCAGUACAAGAUUUCAAGGCUGACCCUUAUGUAGCAACUGUGCUGAAUUGCGCAAUGUGGUCCUUCUAUGGCCUGCCUAUCGUCAAAGAAGACAGCAUUCUCGUCACAACAAUAAACGCUGUUGGUUUACUCAUAGAGCUCAUCUAUGUUUGCAUCUUCUUCAUCUUCUCUCCCAACCACAAACGAGUAUGUUAUAACUGUAACAUUCAUACUAUGGAAACAUAUACGAGGAAUGAGGUAAUUACAAUUACACAUAUGCUGUGUUUUUAUGGUCACUUGCAGCGUAGGAUCGCCAUUGCACUCACUGUAGAAGUAAUUUUUGUGGCUGUGGUUAUCCUCAUCUCCAUAGUGGCAUUAAGUACUCCAAAGAAAAGAGCCAUGUUUGUUGGGAUAUUGUGCAUCAUCCUCAAUAUAAUUAUGUACGUUUCCCCAUUGACUGUCAUGGUACGUUUCUUGGUUUGCAGUGCAUGUAAUAUAAUUCACUAUUAUCUUGUGAAUAAAAUUUUAUUUUUUUUGUUGCAGAGGAUGGUGAUCAAGACGAAGAGCGUCAAGUACAUGCCAUUUUUCCUAUCCCUCGCUAGCUUGUGUAAUGGAAUCAUUUGGGUGGUUUAUGCCCUACUUAAAUUCGAUCUUAACGUUGUGCUUCCCAAUGGUUUGGGAGCUAUAUCUGGAUUGAUUCAGAUCAUACUCUAUGCAAAAUACCGUAAGACUACUCAAUGGAACGAUGAUGAUGAUCCCAGAAAUAAACCUGAAGUUCAACUUUCCUCAGUUUGAUCUCA
Molecule: messenger RNA, 938 nt
Organism: Hevea brasiliensis (rubber tree)
Lineage: Eukaryota; Viridiplantae; Streptophyta; Magnoliopsida; Malpighiales; Euphorbiaceae
Product: bidirectional sugar transporter SWEET5-like
Exons: 3
Coding region: 1-933 (310 amino acids)
Biological process (GO): carbohydrate transport
Cellular component (GO): membrane
Molecular function (GO): sugar transmembrane transporter activity
Source: RefSeq, a predicted model, not a curated record